Molecule: messenger RNA, 2853 nt
Organism: Cryptotermes secundus
Lineage: Eukaryota; Metazoa; Arthropoda; Insecta; Blattodea; Kalotermitidae
Product: mitochondrial fission regulator 1
Exons: 6
Coding region: 309-1277 (322 amino acids)
Biological process (GO): aerobic respiration; mitochondrial fission
Cellular component (GO): mitochondrion
Source: RefSeq, a predicted model, not a curated record
CCGGUCGUUUACGUUUACAAUGCAGGCAAGCCUUGAUAAAUAUGCAGUAAAUUAUGGAACGUUAUGGAACGCUAGCGAAGGAGGGUUCGCCAUUCAGAUGCCAGUAUUUUUAACUGCGGAAAACAUUUCAAUUUCAUUUCCCUUUGUUCUUCUGUUAUUGUCCAUGUGGUGUAGAACUAAAGACUGUCAUUUUUAUUGACGCGGUUGGUUGUGCGUGUUAGUUUCAGCGGUCUUGUGCGAAUUGGCUGAUAAACACUACCGAUCAGUACGUAUAGGUUAUUUUCUUUACAGUUGAGUGUCCCGAAGUAAUGGGAAGAACGAAGGAACGAAUGGAAUUGUGUGUGAUUUCUUGCAUGACUCCUGCGUUAUCCGAAAAGGAUAAUAAUGGAGGAAACGCGAAUGUGACAAUUUUCUUCAGCGGAUUAUUAGCCGUCUUUACAUACUUCAUGAGGAUUUUAAGUGGCAGAAAGAGAAAGCCAUAUGGAAGAAGCAGAAGUCUGAUUCGGCAUAUUGGAUCACUCAUUCCGAUGAAAUCACUGCCACAAUUUUACCUGACCCCAAAAUUUCAACAGUCUGAAGUUGGCACAGGGGAUUUCUACAUUCAUGAUCGCUUUCAGGAAGAUGAUUCUGGCUAUGUCAGAAGCUGUGGUGUGAGCAACCAGCAGUCACAACUUGUGCCCAGUUUUUUCCACAAUAGUGUAAGAAGCAGCACGCCUGUAAAAGAAGUUGAAGAUGAAAAGUUCUUGGCUUUACAGCACGAGGUGCAGAAGCUGCAAGCAAUGGUUCAUGAAUUGUGGAUGUGUCAUCAAGCGACUCUCUCAUCUGACAGUGAAGAGACAGCUGUAGCUGUGAGGUGUGUUGUUUCAUCAUCUACAUCGCUUUUGCAAGCACAACUGCCACCACCACCUCCUCCACUGCCACCACCGCCACCACCACCCCUUCCACUGUCACUAAUACCUGUACGAAAUGUAAGCAACAAAUCAAAAGCUAACAGUUUGUGCCCCACCAAAUCCAGUGGAGAGGCUGUGCUCUCACUGGGAGACAUUAUGAAGGAUGUUACUAAAGUGAAGCUGCGUCCUGUGGAGCGAACUCCUGGUGGAAAUCCUAAAAGACGGCCUGUAACUCCUUCAGAUCCAUCUAAUGUUCUUGCUGCAGUGCUAAAAAAGAGGUUUGCAGCAAUACACAGCGCAACAAGAACACCAAAGUACCAGGAUAAUUUUCACCUAAACACGAUGGAAACCUGCAAGCCACCAGUGGUGGUUCAGCUUUUCACAUGAAAAUACCAAGACAUAUAAAUCUCCACAGCAUAUGACAGUGUUUCAGUAUAAAUUUAUGAACACAUAGUUGCAUCUAGUAGGAUAUGCAAUUGUAUUUGAGUCAUCCAGUCAUUCAAUAAUUUAUGUUAAUUUGUCUCACAAAAUUUAUAUGAUUUGUACAGAUUCACGUUUUAAAAGUGAUUAAGUUAGUGGAUUGUUUUUCAUUUUCCAUUCUGGUAAUACAGAGUUUUCAAAGAUUGAACUGAAUAUAGUGUAGACAUAAGUAAUAUUCUUGGGGUCAACUUUCAAUAUCCUGAAAAGCGGAAAAUCUUAUAAAUUUAAAAAAAAUUAAUUAUGCAACGUGAAAAGAACCAGGCCUAAUACAGUCACUUAUUUUCUCCUCUUGCUGUCAGUGUUUCCACUCGAUGGUGUGUUUGUGAAUGAAAAGCCAUCACACAUUUGUCAUUUUACGUUCUUUUAAAAUAUUUUAAGUCUAAGUUUCCUGUGCUCUUAAUCAUCUUGUGACCCAGCCCAUACUUUUCCUCUGCUUUUAACACUGUUAAACACUUUGUAGUCUAUAUCUGGGCCAUUCUUUGGUCUUUUGCUUUUUCUUGUAAUUCCAGAUAUCUUCUAAAUAUUGUGUAUACAUCAAUUCCUUUAAUAUGCCAAAACCACUGUAGUCUGUUAAUUUCUAAUAAUUUAAACAUCUGUAAGCUCUCAUCUCCUAUUUCAGUUCUUAAAAAUUCUUACUUGUCACUUCUGUUUUAUUAUUUAUUCAUUUUAUACUUUUGAUCUGAUGGAUUUGUGGAGAACUGCAGCCUCAGAUAUUGGAGUGUUAACCUAUAACAAAUUUCAGUGUGUUUUAAAGAUUAUAGUAUUUGACAGUCAGAAGUAUAUGCUGAUAUUUGGAUGGAAUGUGAAUUAUUUUAUAAGCAUUUUAAAGAUUUUCUUUAGAAUGUGCACCUAGAAAAUGUCCAUUUUAGCAGUACAGUAAAAUCUUAUUGAAGUGCUGUAGUCUUAAACUGAUGAUCUAACCCAGUUUUCACUGAAUAUUUAUAUAUUAUGACAAACACCCUUAAUACAUAUGACAUAUAUAAGAUUCUGUGAAAAUUGAUGCAUUUGAGUAAAUCUAUCCAUGUAAACUACCUAUUAGUUUCAAGCAUGUUCAGUAAUGAAAUAAUAUGUUCAGUUGUCAUUAUUUGCAAUGGCUUGUGUGACUUUUGUGUUGCAGUGCAACUGGACUAAUUGAAUUUGUGUUAAACUCCACUGCUCUCUAGAGAAACCUUAAAUGGGAGUUUCACUGCACUAGGAUAUAAAGUGAAAUGCCCAUAUAUUGGCUAUGACUUGAAACUCCAUUGGUAGAUAUAUUUUUUCUUCAUGUUUGCAAUAUUAGAGUCUAUCAGCUGGUAGAUUUUUACUUCUUUGUCAAAAGUUUCACAUCUUCGUUAUAAUUUCAAUAAUCUGUUCUUUCAGUAUAUUUGUGGCUUUAUAUUGUCUUAUAAUUUUGUAAUUUAUGUUACUAUGGGACAUCUGUAUUUAAAAAUGACUUCUUCUGACCAUUAUAACAUCAUGGAACUGAACUGGAUCCUUUGGUUGA